GAAGUUUGUUACAGCAAAUUGUAUAAGUGCAGCAAAAUAUUGGGUUAUGCUCAAAGAAACAAGUGAUCGAAUAGGAACUAUUUGUCUCGAUACGGAUUAUCAAAUAUUCGGAAAAAACAAACUCGCAAUGACAGUGAUGGAAAAUUAUAAGAGUAAUAUGGGAAAAUGUUGGUGCGCUCCGGAUUUAGGAACAAUUUCAUUAUCCAGUCAAGUUACAUAUAUGAAUAUUUUUCAAGCG
Messenger RNA from Funneliformis mosseae, 238 nucleotides. Lineage: Eukaryota; Fungi; Glomeromycota; Glomeromycetes; Glomerales; Glomeraceae. The record is from the annotation of a GenBank genome assembly.